ACCCACAGCCCGAAGCUACAGUGACAACUGGUGCCGAUAUCGAUCGCGGCCAAUUCUGACAUACUGUUUCUAGCGAGGAGAGUGCAUGUGUUUCUUCCUCAAUCCGGGGUUUGCAACGAUAGAAAAAGAGGGAUUGUUGUGUGGUGUUUCUGCCCUUAAUUGCACCGGUUUUCGUACGGCACAGUUUGUGCUAGUAAAUAACAUACCGUAACGUAGUGGGCAGCGACAAAAGUGCAACUGCACACCGAUAGACAACAGCUCACGGCGCUGCUCUGCACACCCAUCCGUGCACCCCACAGUCCCGAAUGGAUUCCGACCCGGAGGUGGUGCUGGUGGAAAAAAUUGAAGACGACGAAAUUUCUACAGAUAAGGACAGUGGCAUGGAAUCGGCCAGCGGCAGCAAGGAUGAAACACCGGAACGCAAACCCUCGACGCCAGAAGAAGCGCCCAAACAGCCGGAACCCGUGAAACCGGCUGGCACACCGGAAGCACCAGCACCUGUCGCUGCUGGUUCCUCGUCAUCAGCAGCAGCGGCCCCGGCUGCACCGUCAGCUGCCCCAUCAGGACCUUCCUCUUCCAGGCCUGCCACCUCCCCGCCGCAGCAACCCACAAAGACAGUGGCACGCACAAGUGCAAACGAUUACGAUGACGAACCGGAUGAGACGUUGGGCGAACGGCUGUGGGGUUUGACGGAGAUGUUCCCCGAUCCGGUGCGCCAAUUUUCCGGCGCCGUGUCGGACCUUACCGUGCGAAGCGUGAAGGGGCUGUACUCGCUCACCUGCAAUGCGUCGUGGAUUUUCUUCACCAGCUCCAUGAUCCUGCUGGCACCGGUUGUGUUCGAGGUGGAGCGGGCCCAGAUGGAGGAGAUGCAAAAGUCACAACAGAAGCAGGUCCUGCUUGGGCCAGGUUCGGCCGUUGGAGGUGGUGCACCCGGUGGCAUGCCCGCGCUACCACCGAUGGCAGCCGCUCGAUAAGCGUGUUUUACAGUAGCAGCUACAGCAUCCUACAACAAGUGUUUAGUGUUUUAGUGCCGCCGGGUUACCCCGUUUUUGCUUUGCUUCUCGCUUUCCCAGCAGUAUGGCGGGUUUUUUGGUUUUCCAUUUUUCACGUCCCGAAUCACACGUGCAAGCAUUCAUCCAUUGGACAAGAAGCUUUCUCAGUUUGCCCAAUAGAACCGGCCUUAUCACCCCGCAAAAAAGAGCCAAGAUCAACGUGUUUCUUAGUCGAUUGCUACUGCGCGACGAUGCUUUUCCUGCGAUCUGUUUCUCUCGUUCACGACGCGUUGCCAGUGGCAACUGUUGAUUCUCGCGAUCCAAACAACAGGUUUGUUUCAAGUCAUUGUUGAUGCAUUUCGUAGAAUGUGGUGCAAACUAAACCCCUUUCUACCAACACACCAGAGCAGGAAUACAUGCAUUCAAAACACAGUACAUUAUAUUCCUUUUGGUUAAAUAAGAAACUGUAGUGUCUAAAUGGAAUGGAAACGAAGGCCAGGACAAAACCAAUAAACAACAAAACACACAGUCAGUGAGGUAAUUAGUGAAACAA
Anopheles stephensi (Asian malaria mosquito) is the source of this 1545-nucleotide messenger RNA. It is a transcript of the gene mge, whose product is annotated as mitochondrial import receptor subunit TOM22 homolog. The transcript has 3 exons. Gene Ontology annotation, cellular component: mitochondrial outer membrane. The coding region runs from base 306 to 974 and encodes 222 amino acids. NCBI's taxonomy places the organism in Eukaryota, Metazoa, Arthropoda, Insecta, Diptera, Culicidae. Gene Ontology annotation, biological process: intracellular protein transport. The record is from RefSeq and is a predicted model, not a curated record.